AUGGCGGAUUCAUCGAGUGCCGCAGCUGCUGCAGCAGCAACCCUGCUUGAACGCUUCAGUUCCGGCUCUUCAGUCAAGCUGCUAGCAACUGCGCUAGCCAUAUUUGCCGCAAUCUUGCUCGUCAUUGACAAGCUCAUUGCUGCGCCCGUGGAUCCUCGCGAGCCCCCUGUUGUCAAAGGAAUCCUCCCCGUUGUUGGUCACUGGAUCUCUGUAAAUACAUCGUACCCAGGCGUUUACGAGAAGCUUGCCAAACAAAGCAAGUUGCCUGUCUGCACCAUUCCCGUCCUUAACAAGAAGAUGUAUGUCAUCAACAGUGCAAAUCUUGUGCAGAGUGCGAUGCGCAACAAAACACUGGAGUUUGGCGCUCGUAUCGAAGAGAUCGGCCGUAUCAUGGGCGUGGACCCCGUCAUCGUUAAAAGGCUUGUGAAGGAAAAUGCUGUUGAGGAGAUUUCUCGCGUCACCGUCUCAGCCCUGUCCGGAGACAACUUGCUAAGUCUAAAUUUGAAUGCGUUGAAGUACAUCGGCAGUCGCUUCAAUGAGGUCAAGCCUGAGAACCCCCUGCAGAUCGACGACGUUCACCACUGGGCCCGCGAUCUCAUCGGACAAGCCACUACUCGAGCUUUGUAUGGCGAGCAUAGCCCUUUCAACAAUCCGGAGUUAGUUGAAGCCAUCUGGACAUAUGAAUCAGGUCUUGGAAAGCUUCAGUACGGUUGGAUCUCAAAGUUCAUUGCUGGCAAGGCGCUGGAAGCCAGAAAGAAGAUAGUCACAGGUCUGGUCGGCUACUACAUGCGCAAACUUGAUCAGGGCGAAACUGUCUCCGCCGUUAUAAAGGGCCGGGCAGAGUUUUGGCGCUCAUUCGGCCUCUCUGAUAUCAUGCUCGGUGCUAUGGAUUCCCUCCCGGCAUCAUCAACUGUCAACACGGCACCGUCGAUGUUCUGGCUCAUUGUUAAUGUCUUCGCUGAGCCAAAGUACCUGUUCCACGUCCGCCAGGAGCUCGAGAACGGUAACGUCAUCUCCAUCACCCAGGAGGGUGACAAGCGCGUCGCCACUGUCGAUGUUUCCGAGCUCGGAAAGUCGUGCCAUUACCUCGUGGCAUGUUACCGCGAGACUCUUCGUAUGGAGAACACCGUCACCGGAAGCCGAACCGUCACAAGCAAGGAUACAACCAUCACCGACCAUGAGACCGGACGCGAGUACCUUCUAAAGGAGGGCGUCGAGGUUCAAUGGAGUGCGUCCGUGAUGCACAAGAAGCCGAUCUGGGGCGAGGACAGCGAGCACUUCAACCCCGGAAGAUGGCUGAAGAGGACCCCCGAGAUUAACAAGGGCUCCAAGGAGUCAUUUGUGCCUUUUGGCGGCGGCAAGCAUCUUUGCCCUGGUCGAAAUUUUGCGUUUGCUGAGCUCUUGGGCUGCUUGGCUGUUUUGGCAGUGGGUUUUGAGCUUGAAGGAGUUGAGGUCCCAGAUCAUGCUAUGUUGUUUUCAACUUCUGGUCUACGUUCCCCUAUCUAUGGAAACAAGUCUAGCAGAGCAACUUUGAAGAGGAGAGUGGGAUGGGAAGGCGUUGAGUGGAGAUAUAAAUGA
This is a messenger RNA of Colletotrichum spaethianum, 1578 nucleotides long. Its product is annotated as 25-hydroxycholesterol 7-alpha-hydroxylase. The transcript has 3 exons. Lineage: Eukaryota; Fungi; Ascomycota; Sordariomycetes; Glomerellales; Glomerellaceae. Gene Ontology annotation, molecular function: iron ion binding; oxidoreductase activity, acting on paired donors, with incorporation or reduction of molecular oxygen; heme binding. The record is from RefSeq and is a predicted model, not a curated record. The coding region runs from base 1 to 1578 and encodes 525 amino acids.